GGUGAGGUCACACACAUAAACACAUGGCCGUACGAAUGAUUUUACUGUGGUACAUUUUUUGGGAAGAAGUAUAGAGCUUUAUACAAAUUCACGCCAACACGCAAUGAAAGUUAAAGUCCUCUCCAGGAAUCCGGACGACUAUGUCCGUGAGACGAAGUUGGAUAUCCAGCGUGUACCAAGAAAUUACGACCCGUCCCUCCAUCCGUUCGAGGUGCCAAGAGAAUACACCCGUGCCCUGAAUGCGACCAAGCUGGAGCGCGUGUUCUCCAAGCCGUUCCUGGCUUCUCUGGACGGCCACAGGGAUGGGGUGAACUGCAUGGCCAAGCACCCCAAAAGCCUCUCCACAAUUCUGUCCGGCUCCUGCGAUGGAGAGCUGAAGGUGUGGAAUCUCACCAAACGUGAGUGUGUUCGCACACUCCAGGCCCAUGAAGGCUUUGUCAGGGGGAUGGUCGUCCGCUUCUGUGGCACCUCCUUCUUUACGGUUGGUGAUGACAAGACUAUCAAACAGUGGAAGAUGGAGACUCCAGGCUACGGAGAGGAAGAGGAACCUCUCAAUACUAUUCUUGGGAAGUCUGUGUUCACCAGCAUCGACCACCACCAGAAGGAGGGUGUGUUUGUGACGUGUGGCCAACAGGUGGACAUCUGGGACGAGCAGCGCAGCAGCCCCAUCCGCUCCUUUUCCUGGGGCGUGGACAGUUUCAGCUGCGUCCGCUUCAACCCUGUAGAGACUGAACUUCUAGCAAGUUGUGCCUCUGACAGAAGUAUUGUGCUGUAUGACAUGAGGGAAGCUACACCUCUUAAAAAGGUAAUCAUGAACAUGAGGAGCAACACUUUGUGCUGGAAUCCCAUGGAAGCUUAUAACUUCACCUGCUCUAAUGAAGAUUACAAUCUGUAUACAUAUGAUAUGAGGUACCUGGACAAGCCUUUCACCGUCCACAUGGACCAUGUCUCAGCCGUGCUGGAUGUAGACUACUCUCCAACAGGCAAGGAGUUUGUCUCGGCCAGCUUUGACAAGACCAUCCGCAUCUUCCCCAAAGACAGUGGCCACAGCAGGGAGGUGUACCACACCAAGCGCAUGCAGCACGUCAUCUCCAUAAAGUGGUCGUCAGACAACAAGUACAUCCUGAGUGCUUCAGAUGAGAUGAACAUCAGACUGUGGAAGGCCAACGCUGCUGAGAAGUUGGGAUUGCUGGCUCCUAGGGAGAAGGCAGCUGUGAACUACAGCCAGAAGCUGAAGGAUAAGUUCCAGCACCAUCCUCAGAUCCGCCGCAUCUCGCGCCACCGCCACCUGCCCAAGUCCAUCUAUAGCCAGAGCAAGGAGCUGCGUGUCAUGAAGGAGGCUCGCCGCAGGAAGGAGAGGAACGUACGCAAGCACAGCAAGCCUGGCUCCAUGCCCGUGGUGACGGAGAAAGAGAAACAUGUAGUCACCGUGGUGAAAUAGAAGGAACAUGGACACCUCUGUCUCUACACACACCUGGGCCAUGUUCAGAAACACACAACUAGUGUUGCAAAAUGUCUGUAAGUUUCCCAAAAUUAUCUGGUUUUCCAGAAAUUCCAGAUACCCAGAUUUCCUGCUUAUUCCCUCCUGAUUCCAGGAAUAUUCCAAAUGGGAUUUCUGAAAAACCUGGCCAUUUGGGAAAGAUACCAGAAUUUUGCAACCCUGCACACAACGUUGUGGAUCCCUUCAGUUAUAUUCAUGACAUUCUAAUCUGCAACAUUCAGAAGGAUGCACCAUCCUGAACACAACCCUGUCUAUGAUUCUGAACCCUCCUGAACACAACCCUGUCUACGACUCUGAACCCUCCUGAACAUAACCCUGGCUACGACUCUGAAAUAACUCAUUCCUCCUCUCCAAGGCUUAUUACAGAAGAGAAAUAUGGGUCAAUAUUGUGAAGUUUGUUGACAUAAGUGUCACAACUGUCAUGGUACAACUAAUUUCAGAUGACGAUAUCAUUAAUGCUUUUGUUGGAACAGUAAUUUUGGGAUAUUAUUUUUGUUUUGUAAAAAUACUACACUAGUUACCGAGAAGAUCGACAUCCGUCAAAUAUCACCAGAAAAAAUAUUUGUGUAUUUUAGAAACUUUCUUGAAAAUGUUUGGCCUCCCUACACCACCACAUACCUUCAGCAAUUGUGUAUACUGAUUCAGUAUAUAUCCUUAAAGAUUACAAGAUGCAAAGGGUUGAUUGUAUUGAUACUGUUUUUUGUGUUUAUUGAUGCACUGCUAAUAAAGAUGUGGUAUGGUA
Coregonus clupeaformis (lake whitefish) is the source of this 2243-nucleotide messenger RNA. RefSeq names its product DDB1- and CUL4-associated factor 13. The coding region runs from base 104 to 1441 and encodes 445 amino acids. Gene Ontology annotation, cellular component: nucleolus; small-subunit processome. The record is from RefSeq and is a predicted model, not a curated record. The transcript has 11 exons. Gene Ontology annotation, molecular function: protein binding. NCBI's taxonomy places the organism in Eukaryota, Metazoa, Chordata, Actinopteri, Salmoniformes, Salmonidae. Gene Ontology annotation, biological process: maturation of SSU-rRNA from tricistronic rRNA transcript (SSU-rRNA, 5.8S rRNA, LSU-rRNA).